GUGCGUGUGCCGCGGACCCGGCGCUCCCCCGGGCUGGAGGCAGAGCAGCUCUCAGACAGCGUGAGUCCGCCGAUCGGUCGACAUGUCCGCGUACAGCCGGGAGAUCCUGCUGGCCACCAGCUUCCUGUGCAGCAGCAGAGGAUCCAUGCAGUUGCUGCAGCUGCACCGGAAGCUGCUGCAGCGCUGCGACAUCACCGAAGAAGACUUCUGCUUCAUCGUGCGGCGGUGUCCCCGCUUCCUGCUGGUCGGCGGCCCGGCGGGGGACGGCAGGGGGCUGUCGGAGGACUGCACGGUGGUGGCUAAAACGUCCCUGCGGCUGUGCAGGAGCUACGGCCGGGAGGAGCAGUGCGGGGGGUGUCAGCAGCUGCACCUCUGCAAGUUCUUCAUCUACGGAAACUGCAGGUUCGGCAGGGGCAGGAAACCGUGUAAAUUCUCCCACGACAUUCGAUCAGGUCACAACUAUCGAUUACUGAGAGAGUGCACGCUGCACGAGCUGAGCGAGGACGACCUGUUCCUGCUGCUGCUGCAGAACGACCCCACGCUGCUGCCAGAGGUGUGUUUGCACUAUAACAAAGGCUCCGGUCCUCACGGCUGCUGCACCUUCCAGAACACCUGCACCAAGGUUCACCUGUGCCAGCACUUCGUUCAGGGCACCUGCAUGUUCGGACUCAAGUGUAAACGCCAACACGCCAUCGACGAGAACGGCCGCCGCAUGCUGGAGGAGAGAGGGCUGAGCGGAGACAUCAUCCGCGAUCUGCCCUUCAUCUACAGGAACGUCCACCACCUCAGCGCCGCCGCCGCCGCCACCUCACCCACAGAGGAUAUUCCUGAUGCGACAGACGAGACGGUCGACAUCUGUCUGCACUACAUCAGAAACAGCUGCAAGUUCCACACAGCUUCAGAUGGAUUUCUUAAACUUAUUUGUGAGCAGAGAACAGCGCAGGUUGACAGCACAGACGAGUGUCGCCGGGUUCACUUCCACCUGCCCUACAAGUGGGAGGUGUUUGACGGCAACACCUGGACGGACCUGCAGCACAUGGAAGACAUCGAGCGGGAUUUCUGCGACCCGUCGAAGACGCAGAGCUCUGGCGAUCGGCCCGUUGACUUCUUGACGAUGACUCGGGAUUCGCAGCGUGUUCGCCGCCUCUCCACAGUUUCCUCAGUAACAAAGCCGCCCCACUACAUGCUGACCACGGGGUGGCGGUGGUACUACAAGGGAGACCAGGGGAAGUGGGUGGAGUACGGACAGCCGGACGACAAGAACCGCACCACGUCAGUGACGUCCAGGACUCUGGAGGAGACUUUCCUGUCUGACAGAACCGCGGAGGUCAAAGUGCUGAAGGGACAGAGGGAGUACGUCAUUAGCUUCACAGACAUGUACCAGAGGAACCCCAAACACAACACCAAAAGGAAAGUCCGGCGCCGUCCUCGUUUUGUCUCCGUGGCCGAGGUGGUGAAACAGGUGGCUCAGUGAAAAAGCCACGGGGUGAUGUGGUCCUGGUCCUGGACCUGACUGAGUGCCUUAUCUCAGAUUCACGCGUCUGGAUUCCCUUUUUUCCAAGCGGUCAGUUCACUCCUCUGACUUCAUCUGUCACUGUCUCAUGGACGAGUCUGUGUCCGUCCAUCAGUCCUCCACUUUGCCUCAGACUCAAAUAUCUACACAGCUUUCACUUGGAUUGUCAUAAAAUUUCAUUCAGACAUUGCUCGUGUUCAGUGGAUGAAUCCUGGUUCUGGUGAUGACAUGAAUCCCUGUAGCUUCAGCUCUCAGUCCGUUUAUUUAACGUACGUUUCCACGAGACGCAGAGAGAAGACAGACGUCGUGUCAGUGACGUCACAGGUGAGAGCAGAAACGAACUGCUGAGGACGUCGUGACGUGUUUCUGUCUCUGAAACAGAAAACAUCGCUCAACAUUUAGAAUCAAAGUUUUUUAAUGAGGGUGUCAGUUUUUUAUUGUUUUGUGUUUAAUGGACUUUGAGGUGGUGGAGGUCAAACGCUUUAAGUUGCCUUUAUUUUUAGUUUGUUCACGUGUGAGUUCUACUCACUAAAUACGUUACCUGGACCAUGUCCUGCUGUCUCUGUGUUCCAGUGGUUGCUUUUCUGGUCUUUAUCCAUUGGUUCGUGUGUUUGUGAUGUUUGUGUUUAGUUGUUGUGUAAUUUCAGCUCAGCAGCUGGAAAAUAAAGUGAGACUGAGUCAAAGUCAG
Molecule: messenger RNA, 2201 nt
Organism: Toxotes jaculatrix (banded archerfish)
Lineage: Eukaryota; Metazoa; Chordata; Actinopteri; Toxotidae
Gene: parp12b
Product: poly (ADP-ribose) polymerase family, member 12b
Exons: 9
Coding region: 83-1474 (463 amino acids)
Molecular function (GO): metal ion binding
Source: RefSeq, a predicted model, not a curated record